Messenger RNA from Tetrahymena thermophila SB210, 5657 nucleotides. Its product is annotated as H-type lectin domain protein. Gene Ontology annotation, biological process: cell adhesion. Gene Ontology annotation, molecular function: carbohydrate binding. Lineage: Eukaryota; Ciliophora; Oligohymenophorea; Hymenostomatida; Tetrahymenidae. The transcript has 9 exons. The record is from RefSeq and is a predicted model, not a curated record.
AUAAUAAAAAAUCAAAAGAUUUAUAUUAAGGAAAAACAGCUAAUUCUCAUAUUUGAUUAAUUGAAGAAAGAAAAAUUCUGAAAGCGCUUCAUAAAAUAUUUACAAGAUAAGCAAAAAAGAAGGUUUUGAUAUUAAGAUUAAUAUUAUCACUCAUGCUUUCAUAAUUUUUUAUUGUCUUAGGGGUUUUUUCAUGUAUAAUUAUGAAAUAAAUCCGUUGUGAUUACCCAUGUAAUAAUUUUGGAUUAAUGAAUGGAUAAUACCAAUCACCCUGCACAAAUUCAUAAACUUUUAGUUAUAACUUAAAGAAAAUCUAGGAUAUGGGAGCAGAUGUACUUUCAACUUCUUAAAAAUUAACAAUAUCAGGAUGGUGGAAACCAACAGGGAAUCCAGAUUUAACUAAUUAGUGGCAAACUUUGAUAUAUCUUUCUACGAAUACAAAUGGAGUAACAUUGCCAAUGAACGGUGAAUCUGAAUUAAAUGGAGAUAAUACAAGAAGAUUGUUGGCUUUUUUCUUUAAUAAUAAUGGUUAAAAUCAACUGCAAGCUAAUUAUAACUAAGCAACUCCUGUUGUGGUUCCAAAUUUUUCAUCAUUAAUGGGUUAGUGGAGUUUUUAUGCGUUUUCUAUAAAUUUCAAUACUUAAAUAUUUAAAAUUGCUAUUAAUCCUAUCGACUCUACUUCUUAAUUAGCUUAUUAAGGAUCAUUUACAGCAAAUAUUCCAACAAACUUUGGAGUCUUUCCUAAUUUAGGUUUAUAUUUCGAUGCUACUCCAGCUUAUUUCCCUUCUUGUUCGCCUAUGUAUUCAAUUUAAGUAUCUGCAAAUUAUGAUUUAGAUACAACAAAUCCUUAAUUCUUACUUGAACUUCGUCAUUCUGAUUUAAAUCUAAUUGCUCAAUAUACUUUAAUGGCUCCAAAUACUAUAUCACCUUAAUAUGUUUCUGAUACAUAAUUUAAUUUACCAGAUAUGAUGUUAGGAACAACUAGAGAUCCAGAACCUAUUUUGGAUCCAGCUUGGGUUUCUAUUGGAACAUAUGAAGCCCUUACAUUUAAUUAAGGCAGUACAGCUUUAAUUGCUACUAAUAUACAAUAUAAUGAAGAAACAUUUUCUUAUUGGAUGACAAUCAAUGGAAAUCCAGCUAGCUUCAAUAAUAUUUUAAUAUCAGAUAACUAAGCUAAUCUAAUUUUAACUAUAGCUUAUUAAGCUGCUGGUGGCGGUUACUCAAUUAUAAUAUGUAUUAGCGUUUCUUCAUGUUAUACUUCUCCACCCAUAACAACUAUUAAUGGAGGUGGGGCUGGUCAUGAAGCUGUUAUUAAUAUUUGCUAAUUCCCAGGAGCUUCAAAAAUAUUUGUAAGAAUAUACAUAAACGGUAUGCAAUAAGCUGUUGGUUAUAUAAGUGCUACUUGGCCUUCAAAAGUACCUGCAAUUUAUGCAUUAAAUAAUCCCGGUAUAAACUACUCAGGUUCUUAUUCAAUGAGAAAUUUUCGUGUAUACUAAGGUUCAUACUUUAGGUAAUACUUAAAUGACCCUGGAUAAUUCACCUUUUGUAUGUCAAACUGCAUUCUCCAAUCUUCUAAAUAUUUAAGUGAUCAAAAAUGUAUUUAUUGUAAAAGUGGAUAUGUUUUGGCUAAUGGAAUUUGCUGGCCGAGCACAGAUUACUGCCCAAAAGCUGAUGCUAAUACUGUUCAUACUUAACCUUAUCAAGAAUGCACACCUUGUUUAAAUACUUUUGCUUAAAUACAAUAAUAAUGUGACUAUAGUAUUGACUUAAAUCCUCUAGUUAUUAGUGGAACUACUAGAGUUUUAACUGUCCCUAUACCUAAUCCAGAUACUUAGAAUAUAGAUUCCGUUUCUAUUACGUUUAAUCCGCCUUUACCAAUAGUACCCUAAAUAUUUUUAUCUAUGAGUACACUUGAUUAUGAUUUAGGUUCAACACUAUAAAGCUUUUAAUUAAGCUACAACUCUGUGUCUACUACUGGAUUUACAAUAUAAAUGUAGCGCGGUUUAGGGAGUGGAAAAAUUUAUAACUCUUAACCUUUUUACAUUGCAUCAAUUGAUCCUGAAAUUGAAAUAGGAUAAUUCAGUUUUACUAGUGCAGCUUUUCCAAAUUUAGCAAAUGUUGCUGCUUCUGAUUAAUGGGUUUCCACAAUAAUCUCAUUUAAUACCCGUUAGAAGUUUGUUCCUUAAGUUACUGCUGGGUAUACUGGUAUCCUAAUACCUCCUGGUACAGGACAUUCUUUUGAAAUAAAAACAUUAUCUAUUGAUGUAGAUAAAUUUCAGUUGAGUGUUAAAGCCUAUAAAGGAAUACCUAUUCAAAGAAUUGAUAUUUUCUACAUUGCCAUGAAUCCAAGCAUCCCAGUUUAUAAUAUCUUGAAAAAUUUUAUGCUUACUGACGAAAGUCAAAUUUAUUCAAAUAGAGCUUGCCCUUCCUCAAGAAGUUGUGUGUAUACUGGACCAGCAGGAAAAGUUCCUCCAUAAACAAUUUACAUGCCUGUAAUUAAUAUUUUUAAUUAGACAGCAUCUUAAAAUAAUAUUAGAAGAGUACUAACUUACCAAGGUAUAGAUACAACAAAAUCCACCUUUUCGUUUUUAUAUUCUUCAUGGUGUAAUACACAAACUAGUUAGUUUGGCAUUCAAUCUUUUGCAUUAGUCAAACCUUGUGUUAAGUUUUAUUGUUUAUGUGAUCCUGUUCCUCCUGGGUAUUAUAGCAUUCCUACUUCUUAUGCUUGCUGGUAAUGCGAUUUUAAAUGCCAAUAUUGUACAGGAACUGCAACAAGCUGUACUAAAUGCAAAGGAAAUAGAGUUUUAUCAGCAGGUUGUACUUGCCCUCCAGGUACCUAUGAAGAUUAUCAAAGCACCAUAUGCCCUAGCUGUAAAAUUGGUUGUGCCUCUUGUGUUACUUCUGCCAAUAAUUGCCAAGGAAAUUGUUUAGGUAGAAGAUAAGGUCCAGAUUGCUAAUGUCCACCUGGAACUGUUGAUGAUGGAACAAAUAACUGUCCUUCUGAUACAGACAAAGGAUGUUCUCCUAAAUGUGCUAGAUGUUCAAUACUUGACCCGACUAUUUGCAGUGCAUGUUAAGCAGGUAGAGUUUAAGAUCCAGCAAAUCCAUCAAAUUGUAUAUGUCCUCCUGGUUAAGUAGAUGUUAAUAACACUUGUCAAAACUGUAAUCCUAGAUGUAAUGGAUGUACAGGCGUUUAGCCAUAUUAGUGUAUUGCUUGUAAUGGUUCAAAUAGAAUAAAUCCUCCUGCAUGCAUCUGCAAAGAUGGUUAUUAUGAUGAUGGUGUGAGUCUUGAUUGUAUUGCUUGCAGUAGCUUUUGUACUACUUGUAAUGGUCCUUCAAAUUAAAAUUGCAUAGUUUGCAAGCCAAACAGGACAAAGAAUAUAUUUACUAAUAACUGUGAUUGCCCAACAGGCACAUAUGAUUCAGGUUUAGCUAUAUGCCCAGCUUGCAGCUUUUAAUGUGCAACAUGCACUAAUGCAACUGCAUGCACAACUUGUAGCGGAGAUAGAACAGGCCCUCCUAGCUGUUCAACAUGUCCUCCUGGAAAGUAUAGUGGAAACUAAAGAAAUUGCUCAAGUUGUGGAUAUAAAUGCAGUACUUGCAGUGGUUCAGCUCUAAAUUGCUUAACUUGUUAAGGCUAAAACAGGCUAUCUAAUCCUCCAAAUUGCGACUGCUAACCAGGAUUUUAUGAUACAGGAAAUACUGAUUGCCAACCAUGUGAUAGUAAUUGUAAAACGUGCAGUGGUUUGUCAACUACGUGUUUGACAUGUAACUCAAACAGAGUCUUAGAUCCUAAUACUAACACUUGCGUGUGUCCUCAAAAUUUUUAUGAGGUUGCCGGUUAAUAGUAAUGCCUUCCAUGCGAUAGCAGAUGCAACUCAUGUAACUCUUCAGGAUGUAUACAAUGUGCACAAAAUAGAGUGAAUCCACCUUCUUGUACAUGCCCUUUUGGAACAUUUGAUAAUUAUCCAACUUAAGUUUAAUGCCCUAGUUGUAACCCUAUCUGCUCUGGAUGUGCUAAUAAUGCUAAUCAAUGUAUAGCUUGUUAAGGUUAGAGGACAAAUCUACCUGCUUGUGAUUAAUGCCCUAGCGGGAUGUAUGCUACGUUGAUAGCCCCUAAUUACUGUGCUAAGUGUGAUUCAAUUUGCUCAUAAUGUGCCAAUACUUCAAGCAAUUGUACAUAGUGUUCAGGAUAUAGAGUUAAAGUUCUUGUACCAGGUACUAGCAAUUAUACAUGCAAGUGCCAAAAUGGAACCUAUGAAGAUUUUACAUAUACAUAAUGCAGAGGUUGCUUUAAUAGUUGUGCCACAUGCCAAGGUGGAAGUAGACUUGAUUGCUUAUCUUGUAAGCCAGGAUUUGCACUUUCAGUGAUUGGUGGUGCUGGAUCAUGUGAUUGCCCAUCUAAUACUUUUAUGACAAAAGAUGGCUAAUCAUGCUAAGCCUGUGAUUCAAAAUGUUUAACCUGCAAGGGUCCUACAAGUAAUGACUGUAUUAUUUGCAAAGUAGCCAGUGAUUGUACUUAUGUACCACCUAUAGACCCAAAACCUCCAGCUGUUGAUCUCUGCAAAGCUAUAGGAAUCUUAACAUUACCUCAGUGUGAUUGUACUGACUAAUAAUAUUAUAGUUAGACACUAUAGAAAUGUGUCCCUUGUGUUAAUAAUUGUAAAUCUAAAACUGAGUUUUUUUUUUAUUUAUUUAAAAAUUAUUUCUAAAAUUAGGUAAGCGCUGUUAUGGAAGCAGUAUUUCUGAAUGCAUUGAAUGCCUAGAUGGGUAUAUAACCUAAGGAAAUUAGUGUGCACCACUAGUAGUAUAUUAAGAUUCCUAAUAUACGCUUAGUUGGCUUAUAGUAACCUUCUUUGGUUUACUAUGUUUAUUAGUAUUCCCACUAUUCUACUCUCAUUUUAUUGAAAAAAUAUAAAAAUAAUUUGAAGAUAGCAAAAAAAAGAGCUAAAUAGAAUAAAAUUUAGAUGAAAAUAACAGAUCAAUUAAUUAAAAUCAUAACUAAAGUAAUUAAAUUAUCAGCUUAUAAAAUUUCUAAUGAGUUUUUUAUUGAGCUUCAUAACUUACUCUCUUAGAAUAAAUAUUAUCAUUUUUAUUUAUAUAAAGUAUUCAUAAUAUAAGUUAAAACCAAAAAAAAAGAAUAAUCAUUCUAUAAUCUUUUAUUUAAUUUAAUUCAAAAUAUAAUAUUUUAUUUUGCUGUAAUUCAGUUAACUCAUACUCUUAAAACAUUUUUUGUAUUAAUUAGGUUUUUGUUGAUAAAUAAUCUCUUCAAAUUUAUAAAUAUCCUUGUUCAUUUAUUUAAUCUUAAAUAUUUAAAUUAUAUUGAUUUCAAUAACAUAAUAGAUAGUAAAUUAAUAAGAAUAUUUAAACAGUAAGAUUUUUUUUAUUAGGCUUUGUUUAAAGUUACUAAGAAAGUUAAUAACUUUAGACAAAAAAUUUUUUAUUAGGCUUUCUAUUAUAUGAAAUUAAUUUUCUCUUAGAAUAAAUAUUAUCAUUUUUAUUUAUAUAAAGUAUUCAUAAUAUAAGUUAAAACCAAAAAAAAGAAUAAUCAUUCUAUAAUCUUUUAUUUAAUUUAAUUCAAAAUAUAAUAUUUUAUUUUGCUGUAAUUCAGUUAACUCAUACUCUUAAAACAUUUUUUGUAUUAAUUAGGUUUUUGUUGA